GGAUGUGAGAUUUCUAAAGUGCCUUUAUCUAAUAUUGCUCAGAGGAUUAUGACAGCUUUGCAGUCUAUUCCUGUAGAAGCUCAGACUAACAGAGAAAAUAACCAGAGUAUAGAGAAGACAAAGGAAAAUAAACUAGGUGAUAAGGAUGCACAUCUGAGAAAUGAAAAGGAGGAUUAUGAUUCCAGAAUUGCCACAUUAAAAACAACUGUCAGCCCUGAAAAAGGAAUUGCUGGUCAGAUGGUCAGGACAGUGCAUAUGGAUAAAAUACUUGGCUGUCAAGAUACCCAAAUAUUGAGCUGUUACCAGGAUUCAGGCUUCCCAAAAUGGGAAUAUCAAGAAAGGAGUCUUUCAGUAGAAGAAAAAACCCUGAAGGAUGGGAAAAACAAAAUAGUUAUUCCUCUUAAAAGAAAGCAAAAUGUAUCUACAUCUUGUUCAGAGAAAACAAGAAAAUUGCAUGUAAAUACCUCCAUGUUACAUGAAAGAAGAUACAGCUGUACUCCUGGACAAAUAAAGUCUUCUGGAAAGUAUCCUUGUGAUAUCAGCAGUUUAGGAUGUGAAGAAAAAAGCAAACUCCUUACCACUAUAGAACAGGCAGCAGCUUUUAUCACUACUAUGAUAUUUCAAGAUGGUUCUUCCCAGCUCAGCUCAGAGCAGGCCUCUACCUCAUCAGUCAGAGGAGUUGUUGUGCUGGUGAAGAAUCAGACUGAUCAGCCUUGUCCUCCAGGUCACACUUCAACUGGCUGUUCUUGGAAUGCUGCAAAUGAAAAUGAUGAAUUAAUUUAUUUAAAAACUGAACAGUCAUCUCUCUGGGAACGAGAACCAGCUCACAAGAAAUUUUCUUGGGAAGUGUUGUUCCAAAUGCUGCAGUGCAAAGUUCCAAUAAUUUGCUUCAAUGCAAAAGAUUUCCUGAGGACUCUACUUCAAAUUUAUGGUAAUGAAAUCAGCUGGAAACAAGUUGCCAAUAGUGUCGUGUUAGAUCCAAGGAUUGCAGCAUGGCUGAUAAACCCCAGUGACACAGUUCCUUCCUUUGAGUGUUUAAUACAGAAGUAUUUUGAAAAGCCUUUUUCAAAGGGAGCAGAGAAUACAGAUACAGGCACUUUGAGAAAUGUAUCUUAUCAAAACUUAGGUGUGAACUUGGAGAAACUCUAUAAUGUAAUGAUGGACCUUGCUCAUGGCUUAAAGGCUCAAGGUUUGUGGAACUUAUUUUGCACAUUAGAGCUUCCACUUAUCAAAAUUCUGGCAGUGAUGGAAACACACAAAAUAUAUGUGAACAAACAAGAACUGAAAAAAACAUCAGAGAUUCUAGGGCUGCGGCUCAAAGAGCUUGAACAGGAAGCUCAUGAGGCUGCUGGAGAACGAUUCCUUCUGACCAGCAGCUGUCAGCUCCGAGAGGUACUAUUUGAUAAGUUAAAGCUGCAUACGCUGUGUGAGAAACUUCACAGAACUGAAAUACAACAGCUUGUAUCCACCUCAGAAGUUGUGCUAAAUAAAUUGCAAGAUCUUCAUCCCUUGCCUAAGAUAAUUUUAGAAUACCGCCAGGUUCAUAAGAUGAAAUCAACUUAUGUGGAUGGACUACGAACAUGCAUGAAAAAGGGAUUCAUUUCCUCUACUUGGAAUCAAACAGGAACUGUGACUGGCAGACUUUCGGCCAAACAUCCUAACAUUCAGGGUAUCUCUAAACAUCCAGUUACAAUUGCAAAGAAACAGUACAUAAAAGGAAAAGAAGAGGACAUAAUAACUAUUUCCCCAAGAACUCUGUUUGUUUCAAAAAAAGGAUGUACGUUUUUAGCAGCAGACUUUUCCCAUAUUGAGUUAAGGAUCCUUGCUGACUUAUCAUCUGAACCAGAACUUCUGAAACUGUUCCAAGAACCUGAAAUCACUGAUAUCUUUACUACACUGGCUUCUCAGUGGAAAGGGAUUCCAAUUGAACAAGUGAAACAUGGUGAUAGAGAGCAAGCAAAGCGUAUUGUUUACUCUGUGGUUUAUGGAGCAGGUAAAGAACGUCUCGCUGACUGCUUGGGAAUUACUCCUGUUCAAGCCAGUCAAUUUAUAGAGAGUUUUAUGCAAAAAUACAAGAAAGUGCAUGAAUUUACAAAGAAAACCAUUGAGCAGUGCCGGAAUAAAGGUUAUGUGGUUUCCAUAAUGGGACGCAAAAGGCCCCUGGCCAACAUCAAUGCACAGGAUUACAAACUCCGCACUCAAGCAGAGAGGCAGGCUGUAAAUUUUGUUGUUCAAGGCUCUGCAGCUGAUCUUUGUAAAAUGGCUAUGGUGAAGAUUUUUGCCUCUGUUGUCAUUUCUCCAACUCUAACAGCCAGGUUAAUUGCUCAGAUCCAUGACGAAUUGUUGUUUGAAGUAGAAGAUUCUCAAAUCCAGGAAUUCUCAGCACUGGUAAAAAGAAUAAUGGAGUCCCUACAGCAAACCACAGCCUUGGAAGUGCCACUGAAGGUUCCCUUGAAAGUGAUUCUCACCACUGGGAAAUCAUGGGGGUGUAUGACAGAAUUGCAGGAGAUGUAA
Molecule: messenger RNA, 2514 nt
Organism: Agelaius phoeniceus (red-winged blackbird)
Lineage: Eukaryota; Metazoa; Chordata; Aves; Passeriformes; Icteridae
Gene: POLN
Product: DNA polymerase nu
Biological process (GO): double-strand break repair; DNA-templated DNA replication
Molecular function (GO): DNA binding; DNA-directed DNA polymerase activity
Source: RefSeq, a predicted model, not a curated record